GCACUGUGAGAUCUACAGAGCGAGUUGCCAAGGAGACGAAGGCGGUGGUGCUAGCAACUGCUAGCGUUUGAAGCACUGAGGAGUUGACGACAAGGCUUUCUUCUCCGCAUGUUUUUGUACAAGGAAGCGAAAAUAGAAUGGCUGAACUUCACAUUAUCGGCCAAAUCGUUGGAGCAACUGGUUUCCCACAAAACAGCCUAUUCUGCAAAUGGGAAGUUCAUGCAGGGGGAGCAUGGCGUCUUCUCUCUGGGCUAAAGGAGGGCCAGACCCAAGUAGAUCUUCCUCAGACAGGAGACAUGGCGUACUGGAGUCACCCAAUAGAUCUGCAUUUUUCCACUAAAGGACUACAGGGCUGGCCAAAGCUUCACCUCCAGGUGUGGAACCAAGACUCUUUCGGUCGUUGCCAGAUGUACGGUUACGGCUACUGCCAUGUCCCGUCUAGCCCCGGACAUCACCGGAUAAACUGUGUGACCUGGAGGCCGCUCGGCUCCUGGCAGGAGCAGUUGUCUCAAAUGUUUGUGGGCGGAGGUCCCCAGCUACGGAGCCCGGACCUUGUGUACAGCGGGGCGGACAGAUACAGACUGCACACCGAAGCCAUGGGAACAGUGGAGCUGGAGCUGGGCAUUAUCAUGAGACACUUUGAUAAAUACGGCGUCGAGAGUUAACUGGUUUUGAGGAAAAACUCUGUAAAAUGUACUGAAGUACUUCUGCCAUGACAACUUUUUAAAUACGUUUUGUCAUCUUUCAAUUUUAUAUAUU
This is a messenger RNA of Cheilinus undulatus (humphead wrasse), 759 nucleotides long. RefSeq names its product B9 domain containing 2 (gene b9d2). Gene Ontology annotation, biological process: cilium assembly. Gene Ontology annotation, cellular component: MKS complex. Bases 138 to 665 code for a protein of 175 amino acids. The transcript has a single exon. Lineage: Eukaryota; Metazoa; Chordata; Actinopteri; Labriformes; Labridae. The record is from RefSeq and is a predicted model, not a curated record.